GUGGGGGCACUGUUUGAUUCCUGGUGUGUGUGAAUGUGUACGGACACAUAUGUGUCUCCCUUCCUGUUUGUGUUGAGGGAAGCUUCUUCAGUCAGGGCCGGAGGUUCAGCUUGACUUGCGAUCUCGGCGGUGUUUCGGGAGGCUGCGAGGAUGCUGAGCACCAAAGAGGUUGUCUGUCUGGUGCUGGUGUGCCUUCCCGCCCCCUGGCUGGCUAGUGCCAGCAGUUGCCAGGGGCCUGCUCUCAUUCCAGGGAUCCCUGGCAGGCCAGGAGCCCCAGGUUCCAACGGCCAAGAUGGAGUAGAUGGACCCAAGGGUGCACGAGGUCCUCCUGGACAGUCGGAUGAUGCCAGAGAUGUUGGGGAGAAAGGAGACCCCGGGGAGGACGGCUACCCAGGGAAAGUUGGUCCCAAAGGCCCAGCAGGGUCCAAAGGCCCUCCUGGCCCCCCCGGCCCCCGUGGUCCCAAAGGAGAAUCUGGAGACUACAAGACCACUCUCAAAUCGGCCUUCUCAGCAGCCAGGGGGGUUUCCAUGUUGCCCCGGCGUGGGCAGCCCGUCCGAUUUGACCGCGUCCUCAUCAACAUCAACCGUCACUACGAGAACCGCUAUGGCCGCUUCACCUGUGAGAUGCCAGGGCUUUAUUACUUCACCUACCACGUCACUUCCAGGGGUAACCUCUGCAUCCAUAUCAAAAAAGGACAGGGCAGCCGAGGGGAGAAGGUGGUCGGGUUCUGUGACUACGUUCACAACACUUUCCAAGUCACCACAGGGGGCGUGGUACUCCGCAUGGCAGUGGGCGAGUCUGUCUGGCUGGAGCCGACAGAGAAGAACUCGCUGAUCGGGGGGACGGAGGGAGCCGACAGUAUCUUCUCAGGGUUCCUGCUCUUCCCCGAUGUCUGAGAGAAUCCCAGACCACGCAUGCCGCUGGCUUUUAGCCAGACUCUGCAGCUGACCUGCUUUUGUCUCCUGGAAGAUGCCACUCAGCUCUAGAACUCAGGGUCCAACUCCUGUUCAUCCCCACAUGCUUUCAACCAUCGCUCUCGCCCUGUUCAAAAUAAAUACAUGUAUGCUUUGAAGAACAAA
Eublepharis macularius is the source of this 1080-nucleotide messenger RNA. It is a transcript of the gene C1QB, whose product is annotated as complement C1q B chain. The coding region runs from base 151 to 897 and encodes 248 amino acids. Gene Ontology annotation, molecular function: protein binding. The transcript has 3 exons. The record is from RefSeq and is a predicted model, not a curated record. Lineage: Eukaryota; Metazoa; Chordata; Lepidosauria; Squamata; Eublepharidae.